Vitis vinifera (wine grape) is the source of this 2580-nucleotide messenger RNA. RefSeq lists its product as uncharacterized. NCBI's taxonomy places the organism in Eukaryota, Viridiplantae, Streptophyta, Magnoliopsida, Vitales, Vitaceae. The record is from RefSeq and is a predicted model, not a curated record. The transcript is spliced from 2 exons. The coding region runs from base 297 to 2354 and encodes 685 amino acids. Gene Ontology annotation, molecular function: zinc ion binding; RNA binding.
GGAAUCCAAUAUCCAAAUGCCACGUGUCCAGAUAAUGUGUCCUACGCCGCUUUAGCUGGACGCUUCGGUCCUUGAGAGAGCAUAAGUGAGAGAAAUUGGGAAUGUGUAAGCAGUUCCCGCUUUCUUCAGGGCUACGCUGACGCGAGAGCGCACUGGAUUCCGUACCAUCAAUUCCAGAUUCUUCCUUCAAUUCGAUUAAAGUCUCCAAUUCAGCUCAAUCGAGUUAUUAGGGUUUCUGAUGAGCUUGUUCUUUUGCUGAAUUAUCCGCCUUUGCUUGUCAACAAAACCCAGAAAAGAUGUCUUUGUAUCUUGGUAAUCUAUCAUCUCACAUUCGCAGAGAUGAUCUUGAACGUGUUUUCUGGAGGUUUGGGCGAUGUAAUAUACAGUUGAAAGAUGGAUAUGGCUUUGCAGUUUAUGACUUCCCUGCUAAUGCGGACAAAGCUAUGAGAGCAAUGAGAGGAAAGAACAUUUGUGGGGAGCGAAUAUCUCUAACAUGGUCGAAUAAACAGCCUAGAGGUUUUCAAAGAGGUGCAAGAUCAUAUGAGCUGCAACGUGGAAGGAUUUCUAACAGAAAAUUGGGUUCUAAAAGUCAACGAGGUUAUAAAGUGGGUGUUAAAAAACUAGAUAGGGAUGGAUAUAGGUCUGAUGCUGUUGAGAUGCUUGAUGAAGAGAGAAGCUACAAUCAAGACAAUAUCAAAGAUUAUGGAGAAGAAAAUCAUCACAAUGCUGGUGAAAAUUUGUCGUAUGAAGGUGGUAGCAUAGAGCCUGAUGCAGUGGACAAUGAUAGAUGGGGUCAGCAUGUUGGCAACCUGUCAAAUGGCAAUGGGCUUGAAAAUGGAAUGGAAUUUGACAGGUAUGAACCUUAUCAUGGUGAGGACAGGAGCAAUGAAGAUGACAAUAUUCAGAUGACCUAUUCUGGUGGCUCUCCUACUCUUAGAAGCACUCAAGAGAAAACAGGGAGAGAGCAGAUUGGUGAUGCAAUUUUGCUCCCAUCUAACAUUCCAAAACCCCAACUGGCAUGCUAUCAUUGUGGCAGACCAGGUCACAAAAUGCGGAACUGUCUGCAAGGAAAUGCUUCUCAGAAGAAGUUCUCCAGGUUUGAUCUUAAACGAAAUGAUGAAAUCAAUCUUAGAGGUAGUGGUGGAGGUGAGCUGCCAAGGACUGGUUCCAAGCCCCAUGAAAAGGGUCAUUCAGGUAGUAGAGAUACUAUAUCAUUGAGGUGGCAUACAAAUGAUAGGAAGGCAUCUGGUUCAGGAAAAUAUCGAAGGUUGAUAAGGAGUGGAAGUUCUGCUGCAAGAAAGGAAAGUCAUAGGACUCAGGGAAAGGAGUAUGGAGGAAAGAAGCAAAGCAGGAUGGAAACAGGAACUCCAAAAAGACAUAUCAAGAAAGCACGAACUUCAGUUUCACCUCCUAUGCCUUCCGAUUAUACCACAUCCAGAUCAUGUUCUCAUUCAAAAUCCUUGAAAUCUAUACCAGGGUGUAGUUCUCCUUCUAGAUCAAGAUCGGUUUCUUCGAAACAUUUUCUGUCUUCUAUUCCAAAAUCCAGUUCAACAUCACGGAAUUCUAGGUCUGGAUGUGCUAAGUCCAGGAGGUCAAGUUCUCCUACAUCCCUGUCUUUGUCUGUCUCACUUGGUAAGCCUUUGCUAUCCUCUCCAAAUAAGGUGGAGAGGAAGCUGAAUGGCUCUUCUGUUGAUGUCACUAAUCCUGAAUCCAAGGAGGUUUUGGCUGGGCAGGGACAACAGGUAGAAGGUGAUGCAGGGUCAGAGAAUUCUAAACAAGAAAAUACAAUGGCGGCAGUGGAAAAUGAAAAUGCAGUUUCAUUCAUCAAAAUGGAAGAUGAUAUGAACAAAAAUCAACCUCAGCAGAGGGAUGAUCAUGGAAACUGCAUCCCAUUGACAUCAAAUGAACUGAAAAAUCCAUGCACUGAGAAAGGUGCUUUUACUCCUACAAUUUUGUCUCCUGAGAGUCUGAGAGAAACUGCAGAACUUCAAAAUUCUGGUGCCUGGAUGAUGGAACAUCUGUUAGCACCAACCAAGAAGCCUGAUUCAGAAGCUAUGGCUGGUUCCUUUGCUGGUAAUUCAACAUGCAUAUCCUCGGAGGAGGUUUUCAAGAUUCUGAAAUACUAUGGCCUGGAACACUCAGAAGACAAUAAAAUGCAUUUACCUGUAGAGGAUUACUUUGGUUCUGCUCGCCUGUGGCCUUGGGAGAUCAUUUAUUACAGGAGGCUGAAAAAGGGUCCUAUUUCCACUGAGAACUAUGACAGGCGGAUUGCCCAGAAUAGAGAAUUUGGUAUUGUUGAUAAGUAUAUCAGAAGCAGCAGUGGCUGGGGAGAAUUGGUUCAAGACAACGUUUGAGUGGUUUUAUCAGUAGAUGUGUUUUGGUUCUUGUAGAACCCAAGCAUGUUUGAAUUCCUUUUGCUUGUUAGACUGCUUUUCUUGAACAUCACAUGAAAGUUCUCUAGCAGAGCUCUCAGGAUGAAGCUUUUACAGGUAAAUUCACAAAAUAUGUUCAAUUUUUUAAUCUUUAAUGCAACUAAAUUGCUGGAGUCUCUAUAACCUCAAUGAAAUUUUGUUUGGUAAA